Messenger RNA from Tremella mesenterica DSM 1558, 1118 nucleotides. RefSeq lists its product as uncharacterized. The record is from RefSeq and is a predicted model, not a curated record. The transcript is spliced from 6 exons. Gene Ontology annotation, biological process: calcium ion transmembrane transport; manganese ion transmembrane transport; Golgi calcium ion homeostasis. Gene Ontology annotation, molecular function: manganese ion transmembrane transporter activity; calcium ion transmembrane transporter activity. The coding region runs from base 117 to 1046 and encodes 309 amino acids. Lineage: Eukaryota; Fungi; Basidiomycota; Tremellomycetes; Tremellales; Tremellaceae. Gene Ontology annotation, cellular component: Golgi apparatus; fungal-type vacuole membrane.
GGUCUCACGACCAGAUACAAUAACCUCAAUCUUUAUCAUCCUGGUGGUAUCCUUCAGGAUUUGAAGGAAAGAGGAUAGUAUACCGAGUAUACGCAGAGCCAGGAGUGAGGAACAAGAUGGCUGUGAUUGAAGAAGGGAGUGACUUGGAUGUCCUCUUCCAAUCAUUCAUCAUGAUCGUCGUCUCUGAAAUCGGAGACAAAACAUUCCUCAUUGCUGCUAUAAUGGCCACUAGACAUCCUAGGAUCACAGUUUUCGGAGGAGCAUUCGCGAGUUUAGUAGUGAUGAGUAUACUGAGUGCUGCUUUGGGAAGGGUGAUAUUGGGUUUUAUACCAAAGGUAUGGACCCUCUGGGCAGCUGCCAUCCUUUUCCUGGUCUUCGGAAUAAAAAUGCUUCAAGAAGGUCUUACCAUGUCAUCCGGAAGUUCACACAUUCAAGAUGAAAUGCGUGAAGUAGAAGAAGAAUUAGAAGAAGAUGCAUCCCGACACGACUUUCAUAACUCUACCUCUUCUUCCAUACCUCUCGAAGCUCUCGAAGAAGGUAAAUUCACUUCCGACAUGCCAAGUUCACCUUCAUCAAGAUAUAACCCCGUCGCUCAUUCUCGUUCAGCUAGUCCUAAACCUAGAGGUCCAAGUAUAUUAUUUCCUACUCCUAAUGGUGUUGGUCCUGUCAAAGAGAAAGGUAGACAUUGGGUUUCAAGAGUUAGUGAAGGAGCUAGGAAUGCCAUACAGGUUUUAACGAAUCCUGUAUUUGCUCAAGCGUUCAUUUUGACCUUCUUGGGAGAAUGGGGGGAUAGAAGUCAGAUUACUACUAUUGCUAUGGGAGGAGCUCAUAGUGUGCCGGUUAUAGCAUUUGGGACGAUUGUGGGUCAUGGUGUAUGUACGUUGGGAGCUGUCAUGGGAGGUCGGUAUCUAUCAACCAAAAUAUCGGUUAAGCAUAUCACCUUGAUUGGAGCAGCUGCAUUCCUCAUCUUCGCAUUAUUAUACAUCCGAGAAGCUUGGGUCACGCCUUAUAGCGACGUACCGGAGGUACCAGCAGGAUGGAGAUGAUCCCUCCGCUACUACUUGCCCUUCAAUAUUCUAUCGUACAAUUGUCCCUCUGCAUUAUAUCUGCAUAGUGUC